Manis pentadactyla (Chinese pangolin) is the source of this 3559-nucleotide messenger RNA. It is a transcript of the gene SEPTIN6, whose product is annotated as septin 6. The record is from RefSeq and is a predicted model, not a curated record. Gene Ontology annotation, biological process: cytoskeleton-dependent cytokinesis; cilium assembly. The transcript has 10 exons. Gene Ontology annotation, molecular function: GTPase activity; GTP binding; molecular adaptor activity. The coding region runs from base 410 to 1714 and encodes 434 amino acids. Lineage: Eukaryota; Metazoa; Chordata; Mammalia; Pholidota; Manidae. Gene Ontology annotation, cellular component: microtubule cytoskeleton; septin ring; cell division site.
AUAAGGCGAGAGCUGGGUGGUGUUACAAUUCAGCAGAGGUCGGGACGUACCACGGAGCCCAGUGGCGUGGGGGUGGGGGGCAGAGGACGUGGUCACCGAGGGGUGCCCCCGCCCCCCUUCGCAAAGGCCUCUGGCAGAGGUGGCAGGAAGGACAGGAACUCGACUUGUAGGAGGGGGAAGCGGCACGUUAAAUCGACCUCUACCCCUACCCCACUUCCGAGGGGGUGGGCGAUAGAGAAGAGGUCGGGGUUGGAGCUGCAGCGCAGGGGCCCCUCCCUUGCACCUCCCCCCACCGGACUUGGUCGCGCCCGAAGUGUAACACUCUCUUUGUCGGAGGAGCUCUUCUGUUUCUUGUGCAGUACCUCCGGUUGUGGAGGCGCUGGUGUCAGCCCUGGCGGACGCAGGAACGAUGUCAGCGACCGACAUAGCUCGCCAGGUGGGUGAAGAUUGCCGAACCGUCCCCCUGGCUGGACAUGUGGGGUUUGACAGCUUGCCCGACCAGCUGGUGAAUAAGUCAAUCAGCCAGGGCUUCUGCUUCAACAUCCUGUGCGUGGGAGAGACAGGUUUGGGCAAGUCCACCCUCAUGGACACCCUGUUCAACACCAAGUUUGAGGGGGAGCCAGCCACCCACACACAGCCGGGUGUCCAACUCCAGUCUAAUACCUAUGACCUCCAAGAGAGCAACGUGGGGCUAAAGCUCACAGUUGUUAGCACAGUGGGCUUUGGAGACCAAAUCAACAAGGAGGACAGCUACAAGCCCGUUGUGGAAUUCAUCGAUGCCCAGUUUGAGGCCUACCUGCAGGAGGAGCUGAAGAUCCGCAGGGUCCUGCACACCUACCAUGACUCCCGCAUCCACGCCUGCCUGUACUUCAUCGCCCCCACGGGUCACUCCCUAAAGUCACUGGACCUAGUGACAAUGAAGAAGCUGGACAGUAAGGUGAACAUCAUCCCCAUCAUUGCCAAAUCAGAUGCCAUUUCUAAGAGUGAACUAACAAAGUUUAAAAUCAAAAUCACCAGCGAGCUUGUCAGCAAUGGGGUCCAGAUCUACCAGUUCCCUACAGAUGACGAGUCAGUGGCAGAGAUCAACGGAACCAUGAACGCCCACCUGCCAUUUGCUGUCAUUGGCAGCACAGAAGAACUGAAGAUAGGCAACAAGAUGAUGAAGGCACGGCAGUAUCCUUGGGGCACGGUGCAGGUUGAAAAUGAGGCCCACUGCGACUUUGUGAAGCUGCGGGAGAUGCUGAUCCGGGUCAACAUGGAGGAUCUACGCGAGCAGACUCACAGCCGGCACUAUGAACUCUACCGCCGCUGUAAGCUGGAGGAGAUGGGCUUCAAGGACACCGACCCCGACAGCAAACCCUUCAGUUUGCAGGAGACGUACGAGGCCAAAAGGAAUGAGUUCCUAGGGGAGCUCCAGAAAAAAGAAGAGGAGAUGAGACAGAUGUUCGUCCAGAGAGUCAAAGAGAAAGAAGCUGAACUUAAAGAAGCAGAGAAAGAGCUACAUGAGAAGUUUGACCGACUGAAGAAACUACACCAGGACGAGAAAAAGAAGCUGGAGGAUAAAAAGAAAUCCCUAGAGGAUGAAAUGAAUGCUUUCAAACAGAGAAAGACUGCGGCUGAGCUGCUCCAGUCCCAGGGCUCCCAGGCUGGAAGCUCACAGACUCUGAAAAGAGACAAAGAGAAGAAAAAUAAUUCAUGGCUGUGUACUGAAUAGUAUUCCCUGCUACAGCUGGACUGGACUCCACUUAGCUUUUUCAGCCAAGGUUCCUAUUUUAACUGACAGCUUUCCUUUGGGGUGCCAGGCAGCCAGGACCCUUACCCUUGCUGUGUACUUGCACUUCACACCCCACCUCUUCUUUUGAGUUCCGCCUCCCAGCCCCAGUGGCACUGAUCCUGACCUUCUUUCUUUAAAUUAUUUUGACGUUGGUUUUUUUUUUAACCACUUUUUUUCCCCAAAACACACAGUCAAACAAGGCUCUGCCAAAUUUUCAGGCCUUUUUGCAAUGUUGAGAAUGGGGAGGGGUUUCUCUCUUCAACAGUAGAUAUAAGGGAAAAGUAGAAAAAAGGAAAAGCAAACAUUUACACACUAUCUUUUCUUGUUGGCAGAGCAAGGGGUGCAGUUCUGAGGUGUGUUUGGUGAGUCACUGACUGGUUAGUGACCAGAGGCAACUAUGAAGAUGAUGCUGUCAAAGCAUAAGCUAGUUUUCUUGAGAAAAUCCAAGUGUCAUUGUAGAGCAUGUUGGGAGCCUCUGUGCUUGGAGGUUCAAAACAAAACAGAACAGACAGGAAUGUGAAUAUUUGGCCAAGUAGCUCAGAUGCUAAGUUGGGCUGUCAGGUCUCCUUGGGAAAGGCAUCUUGCUUGCAGCUUUGAUGUUACCAAGUCUAGUUUCACAGCUGCUUCCCAAGAACCCCAAAUUUAAACAGCCAACCGGUCUCCAUCCCCUGGGUAAUUAUUUGCAUUACAAAUAGGCCCCCCUCAUUUGCAUUUGUUUACAGAUUAACUGCUUGAGGCGGGAGAAGCCCUGAAAACCUCAAAAUUUUAGAGCCACCCAGCCUUUGAGAGAUCUCAGAGACUAGACAGAAUUUUUUUACCAAGGGAGAACUUUGGGUCCAUAAGACAGAUGUGACCCACAUUUUUCAUAAGAGGAAAUUGAGGCCCAGAGAAGUGAAGGGACUUACUGGAGGUCCCAGUGCUAUUUCGUGGCAGAAGCCAGGCUAAAUUCAGUGGCUCCUGACUACCGAUCCAUUUCACAAAUGGAUUCAAUCUGUUCCUGUAUGUUCUUGGAGACAAGGUCUGUUGAUGUUCAGAGAAAACAAAUAGUAUUACAAGGCCCUUGAGUCUUUUUCCCCAUAGAAGAAUAGCCAAGGGGAGUUGGGUAGGGGGCUGGCAAAGCAGAAGACUUCAGGCCAGCUCUGAACUUAGUGCUUCUGCUGACAGUAGGAUCCCCAGGCAUCUGUUAGCCGGCCAGUUUUCCUGGAAGUCUGGAAUGGGGCCCAGGCAUCCGAAUGUUUAACAGGUGUCCUAGAUGAUUCUUGUAAUCAAGGAAGUUUGGUAAACAGAAAUCUACCCUGUGAGUGAACAUGAGGCCUUUAGAAAGUCUAUCAGGGCUAUUAAAAUAAUUAAAAUAGUUAUUUUAUUGGGUAGCUCUUUUCACUGUAGACAGAAAGGCAUUUUUCCUUCUUCAGUGAAAAGGCUUUUUAAUUAGUACUGUACAAUUGUUACUAGUUUUUUUUAAAAGAUACCCUAAGUACUCUGUUUACUUCUGGGGAAACAAAACCAGUCAUUGGAAAUGAUCUGCACUUUUAUUUUUCCCAACUGGAAUGGAAUGGCUUUCCUGAAAAAUCCCCAUGUCUGUACACGCAACCCCCACCCCCAAACACACACACACACACACACACACACACACAGCCCUCAUUUCUCAAGCCAAGAAGUUUGCUUUUCCUGCCUGCAGUGCAGAGCACUUUGGUUCUUUAUUUUGUUUUUUGUCUUAAUCAUUUGGUAUUCACGUGUGGCUGUUAAUAAUGUGCUUUUGAAUUAAAACAAGAAGCUUUAAACCGG